AAAGUUCCUAUCCUGCGCAAACAGCGCAUUCAGCGGAAGGUCGUUUGUUUUCCUCAAUGUGGUUGAUCUUAGCGUCGCUGAAAGUGUUAGAAACUGUUAUAAACAGUUAUUAUCGAAGUGAAAACACUACAUUUUACUGUAACUGAGGAUCUAAGUGCUGUUUCUGGACAACAAACAGCUGGUUCGUUGUUGCUGUGUCUUUCUGAGGGCAGUUUACUGGGUCUUUACGGAUUUGGAGAAGAAACUGGAAGCUGUGGAUAUUUAAAGUUGCAUGUUGGUGAAAAUGUCGUCUAAGUCAAGCUCUAACAGCAUGGCCCUGGCGAGGAGGACGGUACAGCAGCUCCGGGUGGAGGCCAGUAUCGAGAGGAUAAAGGUGUCCAAAGCUUCAGCUGAUCUCAUGCGCUACUGCAGUGAACAUGCCAAGUACGAUCCGCUUCUCAUGGGCAUCCCGGCUUCAGAAAAUCCCUUCAAAGACAAAAAACCCUGCACUUUAUUGUAGUCACCGGCCAUCGUCUUCUCUCUUAUUUAAUCAACAUUGCCACUGAACACUGCCUUAACUCCACGCCGUGUUAACAUCAAUCAGCUCUAAUCACAGACGAACACGAGCAUCCGUGUGUGUUGGGAAUAACGUACUGUGUGUGUUGGGAAUAACGUACUGUGUGUGUUUGUUGUUUAAUGCUGAACAUAAUGCAUUCCGGGGAAUUUGAGCAAAACUGUGCCAUGAAAUUAAUGUUUUGGUAAAUAAUUUUGUCCUCAGUAUUGAACAGCUCCUAUCAACUUGUGGAAGUUGUUUGAAUCUUUAAACAUAAACUAAAAAGAUAAUAAUUUAAAUUAUUACGAGUGACACAUUUAAAAUAGCCGGUGAUAUAGUUAUAGUUAUGUGUAGAAUUUUAGAACUUUAGAUGUGCUUUUAUAUGAAACACUAAACAACACAAUGAUUUUUACUAUAAAAAGGAGUGUGUUACCUUUAAACACAGAGGCCACACCCCUUUCGUUUUUUUAGUGCUGACAAUUGAUGUAUCUCUCACUCUCUCUCUCUCUCUCUCUCACACACACACACACACAAUUUGAUAUGACAAGGAAAGGUUAGACUUCGAUAAUAAAGCUGAAAUCACAAAGUGUCUAGCACUACAGUACAUACCACAGUGUUCAUUGUACUUGAAGCUACGAGAACAUCAGAUUAUAUAAUUAUAUCUGAUUACAUCUGAUUACAUCACACUGCAGCUUUCACAUCAUAGUGCACCAGAGAAAAACACCUCCUUUGUCCCACUGACCUCAAACACUCGACUGUAUCACCUUGGCUUGCAAAAUGAACGUUAGGACAAGUUAUAUUUAGUUUUUUUUUUUCUGGAUGUUGUGAUAUUGUUGGAUUUCCAUGUACAGAACAGUUUGUGUUAUAGCAGAGGGAAUAAAGGAUAAACUGAAGAA
Messenger RNA from Tachysurus vachellii, 1428 nucleotides. RefSeq names its product guanine nucleotide binding protein (G protein), gamma 12a (gene gng12a). Gene Ontology annotation, cellular component: heterotrimeric G-protein complex. The coding region runs from base 272 to 499 and encodes 75 amino acids. Gene Ontology annotation, biological process: G protein-coupled receptor signaling pathway. The record is from RefSeq and is a predicted model, not a curated record. The transcript is spliced from 3 exons. NCBI's taxonomy places the organism in Eukaryota, Metazoa, Chordata, Actinopteri, Siluriformes, Bagridae. Gene Ontology annotation, molecular function: G-protein beta-subunit binding.